Cavenderia fasciculata is the source of this 369-nucleotide messenger RNA. RefSeq lists its product as uncharacterized. The record is from RefSeq and is a predicted model, not a curated record. The transcript has a single exon. Lineage: Eukaryota; Evosea; Eumycetozoa; Acytosteliales; Cavenderiaceae. The coding region runs from base 1 to 369 and encodes 122 amino acids.
AUGGUUCGAAGAAAUCAUUCCAAAAUUCCAUCCCUCACGACAUUGGAAGAUUAUACACACGAUUGUUGUAAAGAUCAAUGUCAUUUAUUUUGUGAUAACCUAUUAAAAUUAAAUAAUAACUGUAAUAAUAAUAAUAAUGGAAUGAUAAAUGGAAUGAUCACAACAAUAAUAUUAAGAACUAGCAGCUAUGGUCGAAAAAACAAACACGAUCUCACUCUAGCAGGUUUGUCAAACUACGAAGCUACUAGCCAACGACUCUUCAAACACGAACGAAUAUUAAACACCAAAACUGUCUAUUCCUACAUUGCACCAACCGACCGCGGCCAGCUAGAAGAAGAUGAUGAAGAAGAAGAAGAAGAAGUAGAAUAA